This is a messenger RNA of Paramuricea clavata, 3412 nucleotides long. Lineage: Eukaryota; Metazoa; Cnidaria; Anthozoa; Malacalcyonacea; Plexauridae. The record is from the annotation of a GenBank genome assembly.
UCCUCGUCAUGCAUCAUCAGAUUAAAUUGAACUUAGACUGUCAUUUGAAUAUAAUUAGACGGCAAACAUCAGAUAAAAUACUUGAGCACACAAAAUUUGAAAUGACAUGUUCAAAGAUAAAACACAUCUACAGUAGCCAUAGGUAGCGUCUUAGCGCGCACAAUUACCUAGUGAUUACGAUGAAGAAGUCAUAUUAACGGAAUUAUGCCACAACUCCCCUGUUGGGCGCUUUGGGCCUGUGUCCUCCUGUCAUUAUGUUUUGUCAGCCAAACGUCUCGAAGUGAUGACGGUGAUGUAUCCUUAGGCUUAGGAAUGGAAAAUAAUUUACGGUUACGUCCAGAAGAAGCAGCUGACCAUAAAGAUGCAAGUACCGUGAUUAAUAAGCGGUUUUACCAACUGAAACUUCGCAAUGUACGAUCAGUAACAAAUAGUAGCACUACAGAGAAUAACACAGGUAUUGGUAGCGUUAUACAUCAGAACAUAACUCUGAAACUAUCAUCGCCUGUGCUAAGGAUUUUCACAGCACCUCCGAUACAAACAGGCGAAACAGCCAAAUUAUCGGAAAGUACUAUCUUACCACCAACCUUAAUUCCUCGCACAAUACUGAGAAGAAACCCCCCUGGGCCAGAAAUCAACUGUGGUAACAAAGUGUAUUCGUGUUCAAAUAAAUGCAAGGAAAAGACUACACAUAUUGUAUUCUCAAGCUUCAAACAACCAGCUGUCUCUGAUUGCUAUUGCGAUAAGGCCUGUAAUGAUGUAUUUGAGGACUGCUGUAGUGAUUACAAACAGUCGUGUUCAAUGAAUUCGAAAUUAACAGAUAGUGAUGAUUUCUACAAACAGAAGAGUAAUUGGCGUUGCAUAACCAUGAAAGUAAAUGCAGGGAAGUGCUCGAGACCAAAAGGAUCGUGGAUGGUAGCACGAUGUCCAAAUUCUUGGCCAAAUGAUGAGGUCAAAACAAAAUGUCACAAUCCUGCCUUGGCACUAGAUGCUCAUUCCCUCCUCCUAUAUUUACCCGUCGUUGGUCUCCCUGAUUUACUUACGUAUAGAAACCAAUAUUGCGCACUUUGCAAUAAUGUGUCAACAUAUGAAUUUUGGACUUUGAUAUUUAAAGUAGAAGCAAUACCCCCUCCGUAUUAUACCCCAGAUAAUUUUGUGGAGUUUAUUGCGAGGAAUUAUCAGCUUUUAGAUGGCAUUCGACCAAACGAAGGUCAGCGUAUCCGUUGGUGUACUUACCCAGAUGUAUUAAAUACUUGUCUUAAUACAACAUCUGAACAAGGCAUGAAAGAUUGUGUGCAAGGAACUGUGGGUUUGGUAAAGGAAAUACAUUCGAACAUGGUGUUCAAAAAUAAAGCUUGUGCUUUGUGUAAUGGAUAUAGCAUGAUAUGUGGGGUGUCUGAAAAAACAGUCGAUCCUUGUAGUAUAAGUGGCUCUGCAAUAAGCCGUGCUAUAAGCUUGCGUGAUUAUGGUGUAUCCAAGACAACCAAAUCAUGCAGGAAAAGUGAAGUUUACGAUACUUUCUUAGGGAAAUGUCGUCAGACCUACAUCAUCAAUAAACUAAACUCGGGCUCUGCGGAUGAAUACCAAGUGACUAUGUCAGUCUUAUUGACAAAAAGUAAUGAAGUUUUUGUUGAUCAUAUUCAACUGGAAAAGUCGCUUUCUGAUUACCUUAAAGUGAACAAAUCACAAAUAAAUGAUAUAAAAUCUACUAAGACCAUUGCACUAGCUGAUAGCCCGGAGACAUUUCUCAAAUUCAAAAUACAGUUGACACAGGCGCAAAGCCUGAUUUUAGCAUCGGAUGUAAACUUAAAUGGAAGUUCAAAUGAAACAACUACAUUACGUCGUCUAUUUAGAUUUAGCGAAGCUUUUCAACUACAUGUUGGUUUUCAAACGUUCACAAUUUACCGUCAGAAAAUUCGGCAAAUUAAUUGUACCCGUCCACAUGUCUACCAGUAUGGAGAAUAUGUUUUUCUGGAUGAUUUAAAGAUUCGUAUUUUAUCUACUGGUGCUGUCUACGAGCAGUUUGAAUACUACAUGAACAGCACCAUGAUAAAUGCACCAGUAACAGUAUGCUUGAAAAUUGUAUCACGUCAAUGUAAUGGAACUUAUAUUAAACUGAAUUCCUCGGAAUUUCACUUUACCAACAAUUUAACACUAGUGUACAAUUCACUUGUGUAUAAGUUUGGUGAUUAUAUUUACGACAACGGUAUGGUGUAUAUAUGUGUGAACUUUGAGAGAGAAUAUACAACCAACACUGGCAACAAUACACCUAAAGAUGACUUAGCAUUGGUAAUAUUGACCUGGAUUGGGUUUAUCGUCUCUAUAAUUGGUUUACUGAUUCUUUUCUUCACUUAUAUCGUCUUUAAAGAACUAAGAACUUUGCCAGGAAAGAAUCUUAUGAAUUUGUCCAUCUCCUUAUGUUUAGCUGAAAUAUUCUGGCUCGUUGGCUCUACACUUGAUAAUUAUCCCACAGCAUGCACUGUUGUUGCAAUAGCAAAUCAUUAUUUCUUUCUGGUUUUCUUCACAGCAAGUUCAGUAAUUGCAUUUCAUUCAUGUUUGGUAUUUGGACGCAAGAUGACUAUUCGUCGCACUCCAUCUGAAGACAACAAGAUAUGUGUUAUCUACUUUCUAGUUGUCUGGGGAAUGCCAGGUCUUUUUCUCCUCAUAUUCGGUUUACUAGAUCACUACGGAGUGUUCAUUGUAGACUAUGGUAAAUCAGUCGUAUGUUGGCUUGGCACAAAGGAAUCAACGAUUUUUCUAUUUAUCCUUCCAUUCGGCAUGUUGCUAUUAUUCAACCUUAUUCUCUUCAUCAUCGUAGCUUUACGUCUUCGUGAGAAUCAAAAAUCCAGCGCCAAAGCCCUUGGAAAGGAAGCAAAGAAACGUCAAAUGCAGAACGUCAAAGUUUGCCUCAAAUUAUCAACUUUGAUGGGAUUCACAUGGUUGUUUGGACUGCUCCAGGUUGCCGUGGAAACGGAAACUGGCGCUUUUGAGUAUCUGUUUAUUAUUUUCGUCAGUUUCCAAGGUUUGUUUAUCUGUGCAGCGUUUCUAUUUCAAAGAAAGUGUUAUGAACUCUACAACACCUUAAUAUUUAGUUCAUCCAGAGGCACCAGUACAGGUGCAGAGACGCCGUCAAAAAGUCGUCGUGUAAAGGACACGAAACUCUAAGGUAAUUCGUUGACACUAUAAGUAGGGUUUAUGGAUAACUUUCAGUUCACUAACUUGAUGUUCUUGGCUGCAAAAAACUUGGAGAAUAUAUACAUUGUCAAAACGCAUGUAUACAUUUUGUGGUGCAUAUAUAACAUGUGGUUAGAGCGUUUGCACAUGACGUCACAGCCGCCGUGUUGGUGUUCCAAUUCAAAAGAAUUUUAAUUAGACUCUUUUGUCUGGAACACCACCCUGGGGAAUGAGUGCAAAC